CCUUCGACCUCGGAACCUGGUCCUUCCUAUAUUAUCCAUGACUAAAUUGUAGUGUGUCUUUUCUGUCUGUGCCAACGAAAGUAUAACACAACUAACUGGCAAAAGAUGCUUAGAGUCAGCGGGUGGUCACGACAUGCUUUGAGAUUUUUCCGUAUUUAUUUUUGCGGCGUUACCCAAUCCAGUUCACACCUACGUACUUACGAGCACGAUGUUUACAAUGCUCGGUGCAUGAGCGAAUUUUCUGAGUCGCUCUGUGAGUGCCGUUCUUUAAACAAAUUCUCGUUCAUCGACCACGUAGCAGCUUGAUCGAGAUCUUUGGGAUGCCUCGGAAAGGUAUCCUGGUUUGUUUUCGUGUGAACACUGAGCAGUAUGACUGUGUGUAGGAAGCCCAUUAUAUUAGCAAGUUGUCCUGGUAGGAUCCAAUAUGGUUUCGUCCCAACUUUGCGAGGUUUACCUAGGAGCUUUGCGAAUGCUCCAUGCAUCAGGUUAAAUAUUCACAAGGAUUUUGUGAGCUGUAGAGUGGCAAUAAGUCUGGUGAAAUUUGGAAAACCGCUAUCCAGAGAGCCUGGGUGGCAACUUAGGGCAUUACAAAAUGGUUUGGGAGAGCAGAGUCCAGACGCAGGCGCAAGCGGGAAUUUGCAAAGUUUCUAUGCAACAUGCGAAAAGGGACUGGAGCAAAUUCUUGCCGCAGAGCUUUCGUCGCCUCUUAUCAACGCCUCGCAGGUAGAAACAGAUUCUGGGGGCGUAUUCUUCAGGGGCACUCAAUCGACUGGCUACAACGCUAACCUUUGGCUCCGCACUGGAGAUCGCGUGCUAUGUGAGCUUGCUCGCUGUCUUCUUCCACAGGGUAAAAGUCGCUUCGACCUUUUGUACGAGUUUGUGCGAGAAGCUGCGGAUUGGCCCUUGCUACUUGUUGACGAUAGCGCGCCCCUAGCACGAACUUUGCAAUCAGAAACGGCUGAGCGUCUACCAAACCGCUACAAGUUCAAAAAAUUCAUUGUACAAAUCAGGUUAUCGAACUGGAAGAGCACCAAGGACCAAAACUACGUGUCCGCCAGCGUCAGCAACGCAAUUUGGGAUGCUCUUCGUGACAGUUGCGUCGGCCAGUGGCCUGCACCAGCAGAGAGAGAAGACUUGACUGCGGUUCCUCUCUUUCUUGAUGUAAACGAAGACACAGCCUUUCUGUACAGAGAUAUGAGCGGUGUUAGUCUUCACAGGCGGGGUUACCGGGAUGUUAUCGACAAGACUAAGCCAAACGAAGGACUAGCGGCUGCUAUUUUGACACUAGCAGGGUGGAAUCACAAUGUGCAUGGUUUCGGUGCCGCUAAUAAGAAUGAUUCAGGCAAAGACCGGGUUCUUCUAGAUCCAUUUUGUGGGACAGGGACCAUUCUGAUUGAAGCUGCUCUUAUGGCUUAUGAGAUUGCACCUGGUUUGUUCAGGCCACACUGGCCUUUCCAGACAUGGCACGAUUAUGACCCUAGAGCAUGGACAGAGUGCAGAGACGCUGCAGCAUCAGUGCAAGCUUUGCCUGUGUCAGGUGCACGAUUGAUUGGGAACGACAUGAACGAUGGGGCUAUCACAAGAUGCAAGAGGGCUGCAAGAGCUGCUGGUGUGCUCCAUCUGCUGGAGCUUAGCUCUGAAACCUCACGACACUAUAAGCCUCCAGUUAUCCCCUCCCUUGUUGUCACCAACCCUUCAUGCUCUGCACCAUUGACAUACUCGAGUUUGAGAGGAGAGGACGAACGGCUUCUCACAUUAUGGCUGGGCUUCGGCCAGCUUCUGAAAUCCCAGUGCCGCGGUGCGGAUGUUUAUGUCCUCUCCGAGAACGAUUGGCUUGCGCAUGCCAUGCACAUGGUGCCGGACAGCAAGUGGGAUCUGCAACCCAACAAGCAGUGGCGUGGAAACCACACCGGUCGCAAGACUGAUAAGAUCUUCGGCUCCCAGGAACGCAAGCUCCUCCACUUCCAUGUCCAGUCUCGGUACGCUCGUGGAGACCCUUUGACCAAAAUUCCUUUCUCAUCACUCUCCCCCAAAACUCCCAUGCUUUGAAACGUUAGGUGCUCAAAGUCACUUGCAGCAGCAGAACUCUCUGAUAUGUGUAUGACGUAUUUAUUUAUAUGAUAAAUUUAGAAGAAUCCUCAACAGUUUGAGGAUGGCAUGCUGGUCCUUAACAUUUAAGGUUUAUCCAUCACUUGUUAAGGUUAUAAUGGGGGGUUUCAGGCAGGUCUGUUUUGCGUUUGCAAAUAUUUCUGUUGAUCCUGUCUUUCUGUUCUUUUACUUGGAAGCAGUGCUAACAUUCAUAAAGUUCUUUAUUUGUUUUUUUCUUUUA
This is a messenger RNA of Physcomitrium patens, 2329 nucleotides long. The record is from RefSeq and is a predicted model, not a curated record. Lineage: Eukaryota; Viridiplantae; Streptophyta; Bryopsida; Funariales; Funariaceae.